UUUUUACUGUAUAUGUAUAUAGAUUUUGAUAUACAAUAAAUACAGAUUUUUAUAUGUACAUAUAUACAUACAUAUAUGUGCGUCCGCGUACAUUUAUUUUUUGUUUAUUUAUUUAGCAGACUGCUAAUUCGUAGAAACUGCGUUAUUCUUUGAAUCUAUUGAUAUGAUUACGCGGGCUUAGGUUACGGUAGCUUCGGCGAGGAAUCUACCAGGUACAUCAGUCGGACGAUGAUCGUCGUCCAAGUUAUAUCUCGGGAAAUGACAGGUGUACUAUAUGUGAAAAUGGGUUUUGUUUAUCCACUGAUAGUUACAUUAACGUUACUUUAUACAGGUUUGCAAGCAUCGGAAGCAUAUGACUGGGGAUAUUGGGGCAGAAAUGGACCAGAAAACUGGCCAGGAAUAUGUAAGACGGGAAAGAGGCAAUCGCCAAUCAAUAUCGUGACAGAAGAUGCCAUAAGACGUGAUCUGGGUGCUCUUAAAUUCAAUCGAUACGAUUUCGCGUUUCCUGCCACACUGUUCAAUAACGGCCAUUCUGUGGAAGUUCGAUUAGACGGUGUACCACUCCAUCUCAGUGGCGGAAGUCUGUCAUCGGUAUAUGUUCUGGAGCAAAUGCAUUUUCAUUGGGAUGCAGAGCAUACCGUGGACGGUUUACGUGACCCAUUGGAAUUGCAUUUAGUGCAUUACAAUAAAAAGUAUUUGAAUUUAGAGGCAGCCAUGAAAUUCGAAGAUGGAAUUGCCGUAGUCGCUGUUCUAUUUAAAUUGAGCGCUGAGGACAAUCAGGAUCUGUCGCCGAUUGUAGAAACGACGAAGAUAGCAUGGCAUAAGAUAGGACACAUGACCCAUAUAAGACAUAAACAGAUACCUUUAAAAUUCUUACCGAAAGAUCAUACGACGUAUUAUCAUUACGAGGGAUCUUUAACAACACCCACGUGUAACGAAUCUGUAUUGUGGUUUGUUAUGACUGAAAAACUUAAAGUGUCAGAAGCGCAGAUGAACGUAUUCAGACAAGUGGAGAGCAUUAACGGCACGCUAAAAUGUAAUAAUAGACCCACUCAAAAUCUCGGUAACAGAAAGGUAUAUCAUCGUCUAGAUGGAUACUUUGACGACUCUUCAAGUAUCAAGCCGAAUGCUUGCGCAGUUCUUAUUGUUAGUACUCUUCUAGCCAACCUUUUACGCGGAAAUUUGUAAUAUGAAAUGAUUAAGCACCAAGCCGGACUUGAUGUUACGUACGAUACGAUAUGACUACUCUGUGAUAUAAUUUAUUGCACUGCUUUGAAGAACGAGACGUGCAUUUAUUAUAAUGAAUGUCAUACGCUCGUGUAACUGAAUUAUUUGGAAAACUAUGCGUUUUACAGAAACGUACGCAGUGAGAACUGUAAGAUUAUUAUCAACGACAAUAUGUAGAGAGAUAUCAUUUCUUAUUUUUGAUGUUAAAAAUGUUAAAAAAUUUUAUCAAUUGAUAUGGAAAGGAUAUAUUUUAAUAUGUAGAAAUUAUUUAUUUUAUUGAAUUUUUAUUUUUACACCAUUUCUAAAAUACUUUUAUUAAGAAAUAAAAAUUAUUGUAUAAAUCGAUUAUGAAAUUGUGUUAUAUUAACUAUAGUAUAGAUAAGCUGGCCUCAAAUUACCUAAUAUUAGUAAUUUGUUCACCAUUUUUGUACGUUGUAGAUCUAUUCGUAUAUUCCGAUAGUAGGGUAGGAUGGGAUGUUUUAUGUAGUUUUUUUGCUUGCCAACGUUUCAGAAACAGAGAAAGAUAACCGAUUGAUGUUCAUGAAAGGUUUGUGUCUUAGUUUUAAAAUGUGCUAUAAUAAACCUCGAUAGCUUACGUCUAACUGAAGCUACGGGAUAAAAUGUAAAACAAGUUCGACCCCGAGGUAUUUUGUGCAACAUAGUAAAUCCUGCGUUUCUUUAUCGCAAUGCAUUUCUUAUAUGUCUUGAUUGUAUGUUUGCCUAUUAUUACAGUUAUAUUCUCAUGUUUUAGACAAAAUGUCGCGUAAAUAUGCAAAUUAUUAUAUAUCGAAGCAUUUAAAACCAUUGAAGGUACUAAAUUGUUAUAUUUUUAAUACAAAAUAAAUAAAUUGUAUCUUAGUCUCA
Molecule: messenger RNA, 2091 nt
Organism: Solenopsis invicta (red fire ant)
Lineage: Eukaryota; Metazoa; Arthropoda; Insecta; Hymenoptera; Formicidae
Product: putative carbonic anhydrase 3
Exons: 6
Coding region: 229-1188 (319 amino acids)
Cellular component (GO): cytoplasm
Molecular function (GO): carbonate dehydratase activity; zinc ion binding
Source: RefSeq, a predicted model, not a curated record